Messenger RNA from Poecilia latipinna (sailfin molly), 2026 nucleotides. RefSeq names its product ALG9 alpha-1,2-mannosyltransferase (gene alg9). The record is from RefSeq and is a predicted model, not a curated record. Gene Ontology annotation, molecular function: alpha-1,2-mannosyltransferase activity. The transcript is spliced from 15 exons. The coding region runs from base 56 to 1897 and encodes 613 amino acids. Gene Ontology annotation, biological process: protein N-linked glycosylation. Lineage: Eukaryota; Metazoa; Chordata; Actinopteri; Cyprinodontiformes; Poeciliidae. Gene Ontology annotation, cellular component: endoplasmic reticulum membrane.
CGGAAAGGGACGAAAAUGACCGAAGCGCGACUCGGCAGAGCAGCGUUGGUGAAACAUGGCGGCCAAGGCGCUUCGGCAGCGAGCCAGACGAGGCAGCAGACAGGAUGCAAACAACGUGAACGUCCCAGCCGAAGCCCGGCCGACGAAAGAAGAGAAAGCCACCGAUGAAAGCAAAAUAACAGAGACCCGGCAAGAGCCGAUAAGUCGUGGAGGGCAGGUGUGGGCUCCAGAGGGGUCGACUGCAUUUAAAUGUCUCCUCUCUGCACGCUUUUGUGCUGCUUUGCUCAGCAACAUCUCAGACUGCGAUGAGACGUUUAACUACUGGGAGCCUAUGCACUUUCUCUUGUAUGGGACAGGAAUGCAAACAUGGGAAUAUUCCCCACUGUAUGCCAUCAGAUCCUACGCUUACUUAUGGCUGCAUGCGCUCCCUGCUUGUUUGCAUGCCCAUGUUCUACAGACUAACAAGGUGUUGGUCUUCUACUUUGUGCGGUGUGUGUUAGCAUUCUGCUGCUGUGUCUGUGAACUCUAUUUUUACAAGGCAGUUUGUAAGAAGUUUGGUUUGCAUGUGGGGAGGCUGAUGUUGGCAUUUCUUGUCCUGAGCACGGGAAUGUUCUGCUCCUCGGCAGCUUUUCUGCCUUCCUCUUUCUGCAUGUACACGACUCUGAUUGCCAUGACGGGCUGGUUUCAGGACUCGAUACCACUGGCUGUUAUGGGCGUGGCCGCCGGUGGAAUCGUUGGCUGGCCAUUUUCUGCCUUGAUUGGGUUUCCGAUCGCGUUCGACCUGCUGGUGAUAAAGAGAGAGUGGAAGAGUUUCCUGAUCUGGUGCGCUCUUGCUUUGCUUCUGCUGCUGGUCCCUCUGGUGGCAGUGGACUCCUUCUUUUAUGGCAAACUGGUGAUUGCUCCACUCAAUAUCCUGCUUUACAAUGUCUUUACAGAACAUGGGCCUGAUCUUUAUGGUACAGAGCCGUGGCAUUUUUACUUUCUGAAUGGAGUCCUGAACUUCAACCUGGUGUUUGUUUUGGCGUUGUUUUCCCUGCCGCUCACCGCUCUCAUGGAGACGCUGCUGCACAGGUUCAAUGUUCAGAACCUGGGCCGCCCAUACUGGCUCACUCUUUCUCCCAUGUAUCUGUGGAUGUUGGUUUUCUUCACUAGACCUCACAAGGAAGAGCGCUUCCUCUUUCCCAUCUACCCUCUCAUCUGCCUCAGUGGGGCAGUAGCGCUCUCGUCUUUACAGAAAUGCUACCACUUCCUGUUCCAGCGAUACCGACUGGAGCACUACACCGUUUCCUCUAACUGGCUGGCUUUAACCACUGUCGUUGCCUUCACAGUGCUGUCACUGUCUCGCUCUGUCGCUCUCUUCAGAGGGUACCAUGCUCCUCUGGACCUGUAUCCAGAAUUUCACCGCAUCGCCAAGGAUCCCACGCUGCACUCCGUCCCCGACGGCCGACCAGUCAGUGUGUGUGUCGGGAAAGAGUGGUACCGCUUCCCAAGCAGCUUCCUUCUGCCUCACAACUGGCAGCUCCACUUCAUCCAGUCUGCGUUUAAGGGCCAGCUUCCCCAGCCGUACGCCUCUGGGCCUCAGGCCACGCAGAUCAUUCCAGCCAAUAUGAACGACCAGAACCUGGAGGAGCCUUCCAGAUAUGUAGAUAUAAAACAGUGCCACUAUCUCGUGGACUUGGAGACGGAUGAGGAAACUCCACUCGAGCCUCGCUACUCAACCAGUAAAGAAGAGUGGUCGGUCGUUGCUUAUAAGCCUUUCCUUCAAGCUUCAAGAUCCUCUCCUCUCUUCAGAGCUUUCUACAUCCCAUUCAUAUCAGACCAUCACACCACCUACAGACGGUACAUGAUCUUGAAAGCACGGCGACAAAAGCAGCCUCGUAAGCGGGCCCACGGCUGACUUUUGGACCUGAUCCUUCUCCCUACCCCAUCCAAGAUUAUUGAAAAAAAAAAAAAUAAAUUAGGAGUCUGUUGCAUCCGAGCCACGCAGCCGGUGUUUGUGUGUCAGUGUGCAUGUGGUGUGGUUUGU